AUGCACAUGCACAGCAGAGCUCGUAAAUUCAAAACUGGUGCAACAGAUACUUUUGUACCAGAUCAAUUCAAAGCCUGUAACUGUACUUCCAAAACUGAUAGUUCCACAGUAAAAACACGUAAAACUACUGAAAAACUAUCAAAGAAAAGUAGAGCAAAUCCGUCUAAAGCAAUCGGUACCGAAAAAGAAAAUUUUGCAACAGGUCAGUCCAAAACUGAUAGUUCUAAAACAGAUGCUUCUAAAAAACUAUCAAAGAAAAGCAGAAAUAAACAUAAACUCAAAACGAGGAUAACAGAUAAUUUUGCCUCGGAUCAAUCUAAAGCAGAUGAUACCGAAACAGAAAAUGUUGCAACAGAUCAGACGAAAACAAAGGAUUCUAAAACAGAUACUUCCAUAAUAAAAGCACGUAACACUGAAGAAUUAUCACAGAAAGGCAGAACCUAUUUAGCCCCACAUCAAUCCAAACACAUACCGGUUACCUCAAUAGAUGACAACAAUGAUAAUGAAUUGCUGAGUCUACCGAUUACACCGGUUGAUAUCUUGCCGCCGGUGAAAUACAAGUACUAUGAUCAUCCAAAAAAUCUGAAAUACAAAGGCUCAUGCCUCGAUGGUGAUUACGGCACAAGAAUACACGCGUGGGGGGACAGUCUCAAAGAGGCGUUUGAACAAUGUGGCAUGGCCCUAUGCGGCUACAUGGUGGACCUCACACUAGUGGAGAUUCAUAAAAAAUUUUAUAUAGAAGUAGAAGCUGAUGAAGUUUUGGUCCUGUUGUACAGAUUUAUCGACGAACUGCGCUGUUUAUAUAUCACUGUACCUUGCUUUCGUUGCAAAAAAUUGGAAAUAACAAAAUUUAAAACGAACAGAAAUGGUUGUUUUAUUGGCUGCAACUGUUUUGGUGAAGAGGCUAAAAAAGACAAGCACUGGUAUGGUAUUACAAUCGAAGGCACAGAUUUUGUAAAUAUGAAAAUCGUUAAAGACCCAGAUAAUAAUAGAUUUGAAAUAUGUUGUACAAUUCAUGCAUGUUCUUGAAUAUAAU
Messenger RNA from Hyposmocoma kahamanoa, 1036 nucleotides. RefSeq lists its product as uncharacterized. Gene Ontology annotation, biological process: tRNA splicing, via endonucleolytic cleavage and ligation. The record is from RefSeq and is a predicted model, not a curated record. NCBI's taxonomy places the organism in Eukaryota, Metazoa, Arthropoda, Insecta, Lepidoptera, Cosmopterigidae. The transcript has 5 exons. Gene Ontology annotation, cellular component: tRNA-splicing ligase complex. Bases 1 to 1029 code for a protein of 342 amino acids.